CAUUUGUUCACCAUCGCCACUCUCUCUCUCUUCUCUUUCCCGCCGCCGCAACAGCCACAGGGUUCCCGACCACGCCGACGCUGAACUCGUUUGUCGGUUAUCAAAACGCAGAGAGCAACUAGUUUAAGUCGAAACUCGAUCUCUUCAGAUCUGCAUUUUGCCCGAAACCGCAUGUCCAAUAGUUGAAGAAACAACAAACAAAGCUUCAGCUCUCACUUCCAGAAGCUACAUUUUCUCCCAUAUUGAUAUGGACCGACGAAGUUGGCCUUGGAAGAAAAAGUCAUCUGAUAAGACAACCUUAGUGCUUGAGUCUGCAGUUGCUGCUGCUGAUACUUCUCAUCCUCAACUUGAAAAGGAGGUUGGUAAGAAGCCCAAGUAUGUCCAAAUCUCCGUGGAGCAGUAUACGCAUCUCACUGGCCUCGAAGAGCAGAUAAAGACGUACGAUGUUCAGAUUAAAUCAUACGAGAGUCAAGUUGAAGCUUACGAGGAGCAAGUCAAAAGCUUUGAAGAACAGAUUGAGGCGUAUGAUGAGAAGGUUCAGAGCUAUGCUGAACAAGUGGAGAGACUGAAUGAGGAAAAAGAAGAUUUGAGCGAAAAGCUUGCUGCUGCUAAUGAGGAAAUAGAUACCAAAGAGGCUUUAGUGAAGCAACAUUGCAAAGUUGCUGAAGAUGCUGUGGCAGGUUGGGAGAAAGCUGAUGCUGAAGCUUUGACAUUGAAAAACACCUUGGAGUCUGUUACUCUCUCGAAACUCACAGCUGAAGAUCGUGCAGCGCAUUUGGACGGUGCGUUGAAAGAGUGUAUGCGGCAGAUACGGAACUUGAAGAAAGACCAUGAAGUGAAUCUGCAUGAUGUUGCUUUAAGCAAGAGUAAGCAGAUUGAAAAACUAACGAUGGAGUUUGAGAAGAGGAUCUCUGACUAUGAGCAGGAGCUACUAAGGUCUGCAGCGGAUAGUGAUGCCUUAUCAAGAACCUUACAAGAACGGUCCAACAUGUUGGUGAGUAUCAGCGAGGAGAAGUCACGAGCCGAUGCUGAGAUCGAGACCCUGAAGAGCAAUUUAGAAAUGUGUGAAAGGGAGAUAAAGUCUCUCAAGUAUGAAGUCCAUGUAGUCUCUAGAGAGCUGGAGAUACGCAACGAAGAGAAGAACAUGUGUAUUAGAUCUGCAGAUGUUGCCAACAAGCAACACUUGGAAGGAGUAAAGAAGAUAGCUAAGUUGGAAGGAGAGUGUCAGAGACUUAGAAGUCUUGUGAGGAAAAAGCUUCCGGGACCAGCUGCACUUGCUCAAAUGAAGCUGGAGGUUGAGAGCUUAGGCGUAGACACCAGAGUAAAGAGAUCUCCGAGCAAAGCUGCGAGUCCAGGCAAGUCUCCGAGAGGAUAUUCAUCUUCUGGUUCUGAGUUUUCUUCUGUCGAUAAUUCACAGAAAUUCCAGAAAGAGAAUGAGUUUUUAACAGAACGUUUACUUGCUAUGGAAGAAGAGAUGAAAAUGCUUAAAGAAGCUUUAGCAAAGCGGAAUAGUGAGUUGUUGGAGUCACGGAAUCUUUGUGCCCAGAGCAACAGUAAGCUUCAAGGCUUGGAAGCUCAAUUGCAGCAAAUCAAUUCUCAGAAGUCCUCAAAGACGAGCAAUCCAUCAAGUUCGAUCUCUGUUUCUGAAGAUGGGAAUGAUGAUUCUGGAAGCUGCAGUGGAUCUUUGUCAACAAAUCCAUCACAACAACAGACCAAGAAAGAGAAGGAGAUGGCCGCAUUGCAGAGAGUUGAGAGUGUUAGUAGUCAUGUGGAGCUCAUGGAUGAUUUUCUUGAAAUGGAGAAAUUAGCUUGUAGUGGAAAUGGUAGUAUGGAUUCCAAAGACUCUUCAGGUGAUCAAAAGUCAGAAGUGGUGAAUGUUGAGGCUCUUACCGAACUUGAGGAUUCCAUUAGAGGUAGUCCAGCAGUGAUGGAAUUCAGAACUAGAAUAUCAAAGGUUCUUGAAUCUGUAUCUUCUGAUACUGACAUAGGAAAGAUUGUUGAAGAUGUAAAAUGCAUUUUGGAAGAUGUGAAUGCUUCUAUGGACCAGGAGAAGCCUUCUGAUGUGCAGGAUCAUCCUGACGAAGAGGCAGAACAAAAGCUGCAGAGCGUCCACCAAGAUGUGAAAACAGCUGUUUCUCAGAUUCAUGAUUUUGUUUCGUUGCUACGAAAAGAGGUAAGGGCAGGUGAGGAUACUGUGAUCGAGGGAAAUGAUUUCCUUGAACUGAUCGAUGGCUUCUCCAUCACGUACAACCAUGUUUUAAGUGGUCAUCAAAAUUUGGACGAUUUUGUUUCGGAUCUUGCUAAUGUCUUCAACGAGACCAUGGCACUAAGGGUAACUUUUAAGGGUCUUGCUUCCUCAUUGGUUGAAGUUGUAAGUCCAGAUUGCAUAGACAAAGUUGCACUACCUGAGAGCAAGGCUGUAGAUAAAGAUCCAUCCCAAGAAAUAUAUCAAAAUGGAUGCGUCCACAACGAGCCAGAGGUUCCAUGUGAUGAAAACAGAGUUUUGAGGUAUGAAUCAGAGUCCACGUUACAGGAAAUAGAAGAACUGAAAUCAGAAAAGGAAAAGAUGGCAGUGGAUAUUGAGGAGCUGAAGUGUCAGUUACAAGUAUCUGAGAAGAUGUUAGCUGAGAUUAGAUCACAGUUAGAUUCUGCUCAGAGGUCAAACAGCUUGGCGGAUACGCAACUCAGAUGUAUGACUGAGUCAUAUAGAUCACUUGAAACACGUGCAGCUGAUUUAGAGAUUGAUGUGAACCAGCUUAAGGAAAGGGUAAGGAGUUUAGAGAAUGAGCUUGGGGAUGAAAAACGCAAUCACCAAGAAGCUAUUAUGAAGUGCCAUGAACUUGAAGAACAAAUUCAAAGAAGCAGGAACACUUCUUUGGUUGCUGUAGAGGACGAAGAAGCUGAUAUCAAGACCAAACAGGAGAGAGAGUUAACGGCAGCAGCAGAGAAGUUAGCGGAGUGUCAAGAGACCAUAUUUGUGUUGGGGAAGCAGCUGAAGUCAUUACGGCCACCAGAAAGACAGAGUGAGUCCUAUUCUGAGGAUGAACUAGGCACCAAGAACUAUGCCGUAGACGAAGAAGAUUUACCUGACACUUGGGUUAACGACGUACCUAGAUUUAUGGAAUCUCCAAAUUGUCCUUCUGGCUCAGAGACUAGUGAGUUAAUGACAUCGCCAUCACGAGUGGGUUCAAGGCUCUCAAGGUCAGGUUCAUCUGGUAAUCCAACACCAGAGAAAGCCUCUAGAGGAGUCAGCAGGUUCUUCUCCACCAAAUCUGGAUAUUAG
Messenger RNA from Eruca vesicaria subsp. sativa (arugula), 3283 nucleotides. The record is from the annotation of a GenBank genome assembly. NCBI's taxonomy places the organism in Eukaryota, Viridiplantae, Streptophyta, Magnoliopsida, Brassicales, Brassicaceae.